Molecule: messenger RNA, 3214 nt
Organism: Lactuca virosa
Lineage: Eukaryota; Viridiplantae; Streptophyta; Magnoliopsida; Asterales; Asteraceae
Source: the annotation of a GenBank genome assembly
GAAAAAUAAUGCUUGAAAACUAACAAUACGUGUGGGGGCGGUCUCUUCGAUUCAAUUCCGUAAAUCAAGAGCCUUUUCGUUCUUCCAUAAAUUUCUUCAAUUCAAUUCGUUAUCGCUUUCUCAACUACUAUCGAUUUCUUCAUCUUCUUCGUAUCGUUAUCCAUUUACAUACAUAGAUUUAGGUGUAUAUACGUGUAUACGUCUUUGAUUUUCAUCGUUUUUACUCUACAAAACCCUAACAAUUUGAAUUUGAUUGUAUAAACUGUUCAUUUCUUUUAGUUUCUGUUAGUCUAUGAAAUUCUUUGUAUCGUGAAUACGUCAACUAGAACAAAUCCCUCGUUAUUUUUUGCUGAGGGAUUCGAAUUUGUUGGUUUUAUGUCUUGAUCGGGUUAAGGUGUUAAAAGUACCGAGAAUCGGUUUUUUGUUUGGGGAAAGAGGUUGAAGUGUGUCGUGCAAGUAAAUUUGGAUAUUUCUGUUGUGUAGCGAUUGAUUGUCGAGACACCUGUGAGCUGAUUCGGGAAUAAGGCUAUUUUAUGUGCUUUUACAAGGAAACAGACUUGAGGCUAUGAUUAGUUUUUGAGGAUUCUGCUGGGUUCAUGUGAGUUUUGAGGAUGAGGAAGAUCGACCAGAAGCAACGACAAGGUGGUGGCGGUGGUGGUCGGAUUGGAAGUAACAAUGGGUUCAUACCGUCUUCUUUUCGCUCGCUUUCUAGCUACUUGAGGAUUGUGUCCUCUGGUGCAUCCACCGUUGCAUCCACUGUUCGUUCUGCUGCUUCAGCUGCAUCCACCAUUGUCGACCGUGAUAAUGAUGCAGUUCCCGAUCAGGUGCUAUGGGCCGGGUUUGACAAACUUGAAUGUGAGGGAGAUAUCUCACGCAGAGUGCUCUUGCUAGGGUAUCAAUUUGGUUUUCAAGUGUGGGAUGUUGAAGAUGCCAACAAUGUGCGUAACAUAGUCUCACGCUAUGAUGGUGCUGUUUUUUCUAUGCAAUUACUGCCAAAACCAAUUGUCCCAAAGCAUUCCCAAGUUGAAUAUGCAAACAGUCGCCCUCUUCUGGUAAUUUGUUCAGAUGGGUCCUUCUCUGCAGGUGGAAAUCCUCCUGGUAAUGGUAACAUAAAAAAUGGUCAUGAUCAAGUAAAUGGUGGCUCUGUGCCUACUGUGGUAUGGUUCUAUUCAUUAAAAUCUCAAUCUUACAUAAAAGAAUUGAAGUUUAGAUCGGUUGUUUACUCAGUAAGAUGCAGUUCACGUAUUGUUGCUGUUUUACAAGCAGCACAGGUGCAUUGUUUUGAUGUUGCAACAUUACAAAGGGACUACACAAUCCUCACAAAUCCAAUAGCAACAACCCCUUCAAGAUUUGAAAAUAUAGGUUUGGGGCCUCUUGCUGUUGGUCCUAGAUGGAUUGCUUACAGUGGUAGUAUUGUUGCAUUACCAAAUACACGUGUCAGCCCACAGCAUCUCACACACUCCAAAACUUUUUCUGCUCCUGGUUCAAAUGGGAGCAUUGUUGCCCACUAUGCAAAACAAUCAAGCAAGCAACUUGCAGUUGGAAUUGUUACUCUUGGUGAUAUUGGUUAUAAGAAGCUUUCUAGAUAUUACUCUGAUUUUUUGCCAGAUGGCAACAUUUCUCAACAACUAAACGAUCGUAAAGAUCGUGUAGCAUCUAAUGGACGUUUACCUGAUGCAGAAAAUGUUGGAAUGGUGAUUGUGAGAGAUGUUGUCAGCAAAUCAGUAAUUGCUCAGUUUAAGGCACAUGAUAGUCCUAUAGCAUCACUAGCUUUUGACCCUAGUGGGACCCUUUUGGUGACUGCUUCUGUUCAUGGUCAUAACUUUAAUGUUUUUCAUAUCAUGCCACGGGUUUCAAGUAACUCAUCUGGAUCUGAAACUAGUGCAUCUUACAUCCAUCUUUACAAACUCCAACGUGGCUUUACAAAUGCUGUCAUACAGGACAUAAGUUUUAGUGUUGACAGCAACUGGAUAAUGAUAAGUUCAUCAAGAGGCACUAGCCAUCUAUUUGCUAUAUCCCAAGAAUGCUUGAAAUAUGAUGCAACAAACAAGUCUUCAGAUUCUGGAUUAUCACCUAAUUCUGGACCACAGACUCUUUCUGCUGUUAGCAGAAUAAGGAGUGGAAACAGUGGUUGGAAAAACGUGGUGACAGGAGCUGCUGUAGCUGCAUCUGGGAGGGUGAAUAAUUCACAUUCUGGGGUUAUUGCUUCUACUUUUUAUAAAUGCAAGGGUAACAGUAACAAUACGGGUUCAGAUUUAAGUUCUUUAAUGGCAAAGUACCACAUGUUGGUUUUUUCUUCUUCGGGCUGUGUGAUACAGUAUGCACUUCGGUUAUCAUCUGAGAACAGACGGGAGAGAGAAGAAAAUUUUGACAUAUAUGGCGAAAAUGGGCAUACAGAUAGCAGGAGGGUAUUUCCGGAAAGAAUCGAAAACGAAAAUAGUGAUUAUUUCGAAGGUAUGUGUAAGGUCAAAAAAGACAAUGUUAGCCUUGAGGAAAGGAAUCAUGUGUAUAUAUCCGAAGCUGAGUUACAGAUGCACCAAUCUAAGAUCCCGUUAUGGGCAAGAGCUCAGAUAUAUUUUCAAUCUUUAAAAAUGGAUGAUGUCAUAAUGGAAGAGGAAAAUAAUUCAAAAGGUGAAUUUGAGAUAGAGAAGAUUACAACACACACAGUUGAAGCAAGACCAAGACAUUUGGUGCCAGCUGUCGAUCACUUCCGAGGACCUAUAGUUCAAACAACACGAGUUCCGAGUUUAGAUUACAUCAGUGGUGGGGCCACCCCUCAAAUCUCUGUUUCGAAUGGUGGUGAUCCAAUGUACUUGAUGCCAUAUGCUGAUGUCAGCGAAGGUGGAGCUGAUAAUGGUGAUGAAGAAAAUGGGGUGGAUGCUAGUCAAAUGCCAAAAGGUGUUGUAAAUAGUGACAGCUGUCCGAUAUCUGACACUCAACCAGAGACUGUAAAUAAUAGAGAUUGCUCGGGGAGUGUGACAAGGAGGUUGAUUAAAGGUGGGGACAGGAUCUUUGUAUGAUGGUUUCUAUUGUAAAAAAAGGAGGCAUGUUGAGGGGUUGAGUUUACUUGUUAUAUUUGUGGGGUUGUGGCGAUUGUAUCAAAGGUUUGUUGUUCUGAUGACUUGUGUAAAUAACACUUUGAAUAAUCAUGAAUAAUGAUGUCUUGGAUAGUAGCAUCAUAUCAUUUGCAACUCUUUGAUUUUGGGUUCUUCUC